AUGACAUCCCCCAAGGUGGCCCUUUCGCCCGAUGCGGUGGCUCUCAAGCCUCAUGAUCUCUCGACUUCCCCUCCUCCACCUGGCUCCCCAAUGCCACCCAUGGCGUCGCUCUCCUCCUCCCAACCCUCACCACCGGCGGAAGUGGAGGCCACCUUGAGCAAAUUAACAUCUCACAGAAACGUGACUGGCUGCUUGGUCCUUUCGAGACCCGACGCUUUGGUCAUCAGAGCCGGCGGCAAAGAUUUCGACCCCAGUGGACCAGGGGCUGUAGAGAGGGCAGACAGACUCAGAAAGGUUACGAGGAUGGCCAGGAAUGUGACGGCCUGUCUGGACAAGGAGAUUGCAGAGACCGAGGAAGGUGACGAGUUAGGAUUCUUACGCAUCAGGACGGGCCGCUACGAGAUGAUGAUCUCACCCAGCGAAAAGUACUUGCUGGUGGUGUUGCAGGACCCGACUUUGGCUCCUUGA
Messenger RNA from Ceraceosorus guamensis, 468 nucleotides. RefSeq lists its product as hypothetical. The record is from RefSeq and is a predicted model, not a curated record. Gene Ontology annotation, biological process: microtubule-based movement. NCBI's taxonomy places the organism in Eukaryota, Fungi, Basidiomycota, Exobasidiomycetes, Ceraceosorales, Ceraceosoraceae. Gene Ontology annotation, cellular component: cytoplasm; cytoplasmic dynein complex. Gene Ontology annotation, molecular function: dynein intermediate chain binding. Bases 1 to 468 code for a protein of 155 amino acids. The transcript has 4 exons.